Molecule: messenger RNA, 531 nt
Organism: Haemonchus placei
Lineage: Eukaryota; Metazoa; Nematoda; Chromadorea; Rhabditida; Trichostrongylidae
Source: the annotation of a GenBank genome assembly
AGUCUCUAUUGCAUUUCUGUGGCAACGCAGUUGGCUGCUGGUCUGGCUUAUUUAGAGUCAUGCAAUUUCGUUCACAGAGAUAUUGCGGCCCGAAAUUGCUUAGUAGAUGAGGAGGGGAAUGUGAAAAUUGCUGAUUUUGGAAUGGCACGAAGUCUAUACUCAAAUGAUUACUAUCGAGUCGAAGGGCAAUUCGUUCUGCCAAUUCGAUGGAUGGCAUGGGAGAGUCUGCUUCUGGGCAAAUUCUCAACCCAUAGCGACGUUUGGGCGUUUGGCGUGACUUUGUGGGAGAUUUUCAAUCGAUGUCGUGAGAAGCCGUUCGCUUCGUUGACGGACAAUCAAGUUCUGGAAAAUAUCCAACACAUGACCACCACCUCCACGUUGAAGUAUCAACUGGAACGACCAGCAUUGUGUCCAGAAAAGGUGUUCGCAAAUGUGAUCGUUCCUUGCUGGCUGUACGAUCCACAAGCGCGGCCGUCGUUCGAGGCUUUGCAUCUGCAGCUUCAAAUGCUCAUUCAUACCAGAAUGUCGUGA